AUGACCGAAGAUGAGAAGACAAAGGGCAAGAAGAAGGUCCUCCAGCUGGACCCGGAAACGGCGGCCGUCUUUCGGAAGAAGGGCUACGAGGUGAAGAACUUUCUCAGCAAUGGCGCCUUCGGAGAGGUGUACGAGGGCGAGGUGAAGGAGACCAAGCAGCGGGUGGCCAUCAAGUGCAUGAACCUCGACAAGGCGGGCAAGACCAUCGAGGACACCUACUUCCCGCGGGAGAAGGAGGCGCUGAUCAGGGUGGAGCACGAGCACGUCAUCCAGGUGCUGGACAUCUGGCGGGCGAACCGCGUCAUCUACGUGGUGAUGGAGUUCGCCGAGGACGGCGACAUCCGCGGCUACCUCAAGUCCCGCGGGCCCUGUCCCGAGUCGCUGGCCGCCUGGUGGUUCGAGCAGAUCAAGGAGAUCGCCCCGCUGGCGACCAUGUCACCGGAGAAUCGACGCUUCUUCCAGGAGGACAUCAGGAUCGCCCGCGAGUACAACGAGAAGAGCCGCGGCAGCACCAGCGGCAACCUCGGCGAGGACGUGCUCAAGGAGUGGGCGCAAAUCGCCGGCCUGGACAAGGACGACCUGCUGAAGCCCGAGUCGCGGGCGGUCCGGCUGCAAACGCUGGCCGACAUUGCCAAGGACGUCCAGGCGGACGCCGUCUACCAGACCGUCACACGAGGCAUCUCCAACCACGGACCGACGGCG
Rhagoletis zephyria (snowberry fruit fly) is the source of this 702-nucleotide messenger RNA. The record is from RefSeq and is a predicted model, not a curated record. NCBI's taxonomy places the organism in Eukaryota, Metazoa, Arthropoda, Insecta, Diptera, Tephritidae.